This is a messenger RNA of Girardinichthys multiradiatus, 1723 nucleotides long. It is a transcript of the gene actmap, whose product is annotated as chromosome 18 C19orf54 homolog. The coding region runs from base 262 to 1140 and encodes 292 amino acids. The transcript is spliced from 7 exons. The record is from RefSeq and is a predicted model, not a curated record. Lineage: Eukaryota; Metazoa; Chordata; Actinopteri; Cyprinodontiformes; Goodeidae.
AACCAGAAGAAGAAGAAGAAGACGAAGAAGAACCAACUACUUCUAAAUAUGGGCAUGAAACCGAUGAGAGGCAGCUCGCUUUGGCAGCUGUGAAGUGCAAUACCAGUGUAUUUGUUGUAAGUAGUAAUUAUACCGGUGUGAUUUUCUACGUAACUGGUUUUAAGAAUAAAUGUCCAGAUUUCCGUGCUGCUUUGAAAGCAGCAGGGCAGCCUGUCAGGCUCCAGCAACCAGGAACAGCAGGGGCAGGUGGAGAAGCUGAAGAUGUCACCCCCUCCACCUCCUCCUGCUUCGUGUCCACCACCUCCAGCAGCAAUGAAGAAGCUGUACCAGACCAUAGCCAGCAGUAGGAUUCCUGUGGAGGGGGAUCACACUGAGGCUUGCCUGCUGCUCAGACAGAGGGAGAGCUGUUUCAGGCAGGAUCUGCAGUGGUUCCUGGUAAACACAUAUGUGCCUUCGCUCAUCCAAGACGGCCCACAGUGUGGUUUGGUGGCUCUGUGGAUGGCUGCUCACCUGCGACAGCCUCAGCUGAAUCUCGACAUGGAGACGGUGGUUCAGACAGCAGUGAGGAGGGGGUACACUGCACAGGGGGAAAUGUUUUCAGCGUUCAACAUGGCCCUGCUGGCAGAAGAGCUCUGUGUCUGUAAGGCUGAACUGCUGUCAGGAGGUUUGGGUGGUGGAAACGCUGCAGCCAUCAUCAAACACCUUUGGAGGGGGCAACCUGUUCUCAUCCCGUAUGACGAGGACUUCAACCAUGAGCCAUGCCAGCGUAACGGUCACAGGGCGCACUGGGCUGUUGCUUCGGGUGUGCUCCUCUGUUUGGACAAGGGAAGUGUAAACGAGCACGCUCAGCCCGAUCCCACUCUGCCCUGGCUCUACCUCGCUAACAGCCACGUUCCUUGUCCCAUUAAAGACACGAGUGCCACAGAGGUUUAUGUCCUUGCCAAGCAGGGCAAGAGCCUGCGCUACCAGCUGUGGAGUCUGGACAGCGUCGCCCAGAGCAACGGGCAGCUGAAGACGAUGGGCCAGCUGAGAGCCAAUGAUGGGAUCCAGUACGUGGUUCCUGAGGGAGGAGUGGAGGCCGGGCUCGCGGGGCAGGCGGUUUUACUCCACACAAAAACUCUGGGGCAGGAACCAAAGUGACCCACAUCCUCCCGAACAGUCACUAUGUAACAUCAGCAUAAAUAUUUACCAGGAGGAGCUUUAUCUUAUCAAGAGCUAAAAUGUCACAAUCCAACAAAUGCAUCGUUUAACAAAUAAAUAUUUAAACAUGUGAUGGUUUACAUAAAACUGUUAGAAAUACAUUAAAUACUUUAUAUUUAGUCUGAACAUCACAAAUAUUGAGAAGUUUGUAAAUAUUUCAGUAUUUAUGUAGUUUCCAGUGCUGCAGUCCUUCAUUAUAGUUUUAUUUGUGAUUGCUCAUCAAAUAAACGUUAAGUUUUAUUAGUUAACCUUCAUAGCGGUUUAACUGCUGACCAAUCACCGUGACUGUAACGCCGUUAGCCCUGCCCACUGGUUUACAUUUAAAUAUAUUUAAAAUAGUCAAUGCACACAUUGACUAUUUUAUUGAAAUCAUCACAUAUAAUUUUUGAAAAUGUAUGGAUUGUGGCACUUUUUGUUCUAAUCUUUCAUGCUUUCAACCUGCUUCAUUUUCUCCACUAACUCAACAGAUUUGAACAGAUUUAAAACCAUAGUGAAAUAAAAAAAAAAAAGAAGGUUCCAUGUA